Messenger RNA from Menidia menidia (Atlantic silverside), 2307 nucleotides. The record is from the annotation of a GenBank genome assembly. NCBI's taxonomy places the organism in Eukaryota, Metazoa, Chordata, Actinopteri, Atheriniformes, Atherinopsidae.
AUGGCGGACUGUCUGGGCUUCCAGACGCAGGUCGCCUCCAUCCUGGAGCUGCUGGCCAACUCGGCCGUGGCGGAGAUUUGCCGCCUGGUGGACGACGGCUACGCGGCGCUGCGCGCGCGGGCGGAGCAGGAGCGGGAAAAGAGCCGGCGCGAGAACGACGCCCUGCGGCAGAGGCUGCGGGAAAUGGACACCAAGGUGCGGAGCUACGAGAGGAGGCUGAGGAGACGGAGCCAGAGGGAGGACGGCCUCACGCUGCACGCCAAGCCGCUGGAAGAACGAGAGGACCAGCAGUUUCCUUCUGCCCCUGAAGAUGAACUCAUUCACCCUGUCGCAAAGGAGAAAGAGGAGAGAGGCGACUGUAAUCUGGACCUGAAGGUGGAGGUCAACAUCAGGGCCGAUUGUGGUUUCUCGAAUGGUCCGGCGUCGGUCGAGGAAACCUGCUCCACCGACCUCGUCCUGGACACGGGCGUCCCCGAGGCUCCCCCCUCCGUCCCUCAGCCGUCCCUCCCCUCGGUGGACGCCACCGUGGACUUGACCUGCCGACAGAGGCUGAAGUCCCGGCCCGCCGGGGCGGCCGGCGGCGGCCUUAAAGCGGCGGACGGCGCUUCCCAAAGCCCCGAUGCCCCCGGCGGGGACCCUACGGAGGGCCUGGCCGACGGCCCCGUGAAGCCGGAGCUCAAGACAGACGAGGAUCCUCCCCCCUCUCACCUGGCCGCGGCGCUGGACUCGGACGAGGCCUCGGCCGAGCGGCUCGCCGGCCUGGACCUGGCCUGGAUGCAGGAGCGGGUCAGCCACCUGGGGGCGGCGUACGCCGUGGCGCAGCUGGGUCUGGGGAGCGGCGAGCCGGGCCUCCCGUCCGCCUCCUUCCCCGCGCAGGCCGACGGCCUGGACGCCCCCCCGGCCGUGCUCUUCGCCGGCGGCGCCCACGAAAUGGCCGCCUUCGCCAACUCCUUCGACAUGGUCGCCCCGCUGCCCCCCGCCGCCGCUAACUCCGCCCCCGCCGGGGGCCAACGGAGGCCGUACCGGUGCCGGGCGGCGGCCUCCGGCGAGGCGGCGGCGGCGUGCGGCGUCUGCCGGCGGGUCUUCCCCUCGCCGGCGGCCCUGGAGCUGCACCAGCGGGCGCACACGGGGGAGAGACCCUACGCCUGCCCCCACUGCGGGAAGGGCUUCGCCCAGCCCAACAACCUGCGCGUGCACCUGCUGGUCCACACGGGCGAGCGGCGCUACCGCUGCUCGCUGUGCGGCAAGAGCUUCAUCUCCUCCAGCCACCUGAAGCGCCACCGCACCGUGCACACGCAGGAGAAACCCUACAGCUGCUCCCGCUGCGGACAGUCCUUCAGCCAGAUGUGCAGCGUCCGCCGGCACCGCCAGCAGUCCCAGUGCGGCCUGGGCUCCAAACGCACCCGGGAACCUCUGAGAGCAGGUCCCAAAAGGCCCUGCCCAACAUGUGAGACGGACCAGAGGAGAAACGACGUCAUCCCUCUAAUCGGGAACAUGAACCUUAUUCAAGUAGUCGUCCGCAUCUUAUCUGUAGUUGUAUGGUGUAAAAGUGGCAAAAGGGAGACUGUUACCUUAGACAGGGCUCACUUCAUCUCUGUGUCACCUAAAGGUCUCGCUAUGAAGAGAGGAUCUGGAGGGAUGCAGCCGGCCCCCCGUGGAGCAAUGGGCCAGAGUCUCAAUCUGGAGGAGCACCGAGCCCACUUCACCCCCCAGACCCAGAGCCAGCCCGCCCAGACGGCGUUUAGCAGCAUCGGCAGAGGACUGGAGGUCAGUGGCUCCCCUCCUCUCCCUAACUGUGAGCUCGUGGGGUUUCCGUGCGACGGCUCAGAGCCGACUGACGACAGCAGGGACUCCUCCGUGCCGGAGCUCCCAAACCAAGCCAAACAGGGCAUUCCGGGCGGUCCCUAUUUACCGCCCGGGCCCGAUUUCCCGUCCACGUCGUCCUCAUUCGCUAGCGGCUGGACCGACGGCGGCCGCGCCCCCCCGCCGCCGCCGCCGCCCGCUCGGACCGCCAGAGAGCGGCUGUUCGUCUGCAGCUACUGCGGGAAAACUUUUAACCGGCCCAAGAAGGUGGAGAUCCACCAGCGAGUCCACACGGGGGAGAAGCCCUUCAGCUGCGCCACCUGCGGGAAGAUGUUCUCGGAGGCGGGCAACCUGCGGAAGCACCAGCGGGUCCACACGGGGGAGAAACCCUACCGCUGCGGAGCCUGCGGCAAGGGCUUCGCCUGGAUGAGGAACCUGAAGACGCACCAGCAGAAAAGCCACCCCGAAGCUUACUCCGAAGAGCUCGUCUGGGAGCAGGAGUAG